This is a messenger RNA of Penicillium chermesinum, 1479 nucleotides long. RefSeq names its product putative GABA permease. Gene Ontology annotation, cellular component: membrane. The record is from RefSeq and is a predicted model, not a curated record. NCBI's taxonomy places the organism in Eukaryota, Fungi, Ascomycota, Eurotiomycetes, Eurotiales, Aspergillaceae. Gene Ontology annotation, molecular function: transmembrane transporter activity. Bases 1 to 1479 code for a protein of 492 amino acids. Gene Ontology annotation, biological process: transmembrane transport. The transcript is spliced from 3 exons.
AUGCGUCAAUCCGUUGACGGUGCGGCCGACGAGGCGUUGGCUCGCAUGGGCUAUAAGAGUGAGCUGCCGCGCAACUUGAGUAUGUUGAGCGUCCUCGGUCUGUCCUUCGCCAUCAUGGCCGCGCCCUACGGUCUGAGCACCACCCUCUACAUCACCCUCGUCGACGGGCUGUCCGUCACCAUCAUCUGGGGAUGGGUUUUCGUCACCCUGAUCUCCAUCGCGAUUGCCGCAUCCCUCGCCGAAAUCUGCGCCGUCUUCCCGACUGCCGGGGGCGUCUAUUAUUGGAGCGCAAUGCUUGCCACGCCCAAAUAUGCUCCGGUCAUGUCGUUCAUCGACGGCUGGCUUACACUGGUGGGGAAUUGGACCGUGACGCUGAGUAUCAUCUUCGGCGGUGGCCAGUUGAUCCUCAGCGCUAUUUCUCUGUGGAACGUGGACUUUGUCGCGAAUACAUGGCAGACAAUACUGAUGUUCUGGGCCGUGCUGCUGGUCUGCACCUUGGUCAACAUUUUCAUGUCGCGCCACCUGGAUCUGAUCAACAAGGUGUGCAUCUACUGGACUGCUAGCAGCGUCGUGAUCAUCUUGGUUGUCCUUCUGGUGAUGGGCAGGCAUAACCUCAACUCCGGCGAAUUCGUCUUUGCGCACUACGAUUCCUCCCAGUCGGGUUGGCCCGCUGGCUGGGCUUUCUUCGUCGGUUUGCUGCAGGCAGCAUAUACGCUGACGGGUUAUGGCAUGGUCGCGUCGAUGUGUGAGGAGGUCCAGAACCCUCAUCGCGAGGUCCCCAAAGCCAUUGUCUGGUCCGUCGUCGCGGCCGGUUUUACGGGUAUCAUCUACCUUAUUCCCAUCCUCUUCUCUAUGCCCAACGUCACUGCUCUGCGCAAUGUGCUCAGUGGCCAGCCCAUUGGCCUCUUAUUCAAAGAAGUGACCGGCUCCGCGGGCGGAGGCUUUGGUCUCUCUCUUCCUUAUCCUGGGCAUCAUGAUCUUCGCCGUCGCUGUACCUACGCCUUCGCCCGCGACGGAGCGAUUCCAGGAUUCAAGAUCUGGCGCCGUGUUAACAAGAAGCUGAAUGUCCCCGUUUGGGCGGUGAUCCUCUCUGCGCUCGUCGACGCGCUCCUUGGCCUGAUCUAUUUCGGCUCCUCGGCCGCUUUCAACUCCUUCACCGGCGUCGCGACCAUCUGCUUGUCCACCUCGUACGGCCUGCCCAUCUUCAUCUGCAUGGUCCGCGGCCGAAAAGCUGUCAAAGGCUCUGGUCUGCCCGUUACCGCGGGCUCCAUGAACUAUGCGAGCGCGGUGUUCGCGGGCUUCGCCUCCAUCAGUGUGGCGUGGUACUUUGCCUAUGCCCGUAAGCAUUUCGCCGGCCCGCCUGUCUCGGAGGAGGCGCGAGUUGCCGGAACCGGAGUGAUCGCAGGCUCACCGGUCGAUUUGGAGAGUCAUGUUCAUGAGGUGGAUAUCAAGAAGGAGGUCUCUUCCAGUAAGGAGUAA